AUGACCAAGAUGAACAUGACCAAGGUGAACAUGACCAAGAUGAACAUGACCAAGGUGAACAUGACCAUGGUGAACAUGACCAAGGUGAACAUGACCAAGGUGAACAUGACCAUGGUGAACAUGACCAUGGUGAACAUGACCAUGGUGAACAUGACCAAGGUGAACAUGACCAUGGUGAACAUGACCAAGGUGAACAUGACCAAGGUGAACAUGACCAAGGUGAACAUGACCAUUGUGAACAUGACCAAGGUGAACAUGACCAAGGAGAACAUGACCAAGGAGAACAUGACCAAGGAGAACAUGACCAAGGUGAACAUGACCAAGGUGAACAUGACCAAGGUGAACAUGACCAAGGUGAACAUUACCAAGGUGAACAUGACCAAGGUGAACAUGACCAAGAUAAACAUGACCAAGGUGAACAUGACCAAGAUAAACAUGACCAAGGUGAACAUGACCGAGGUGAACAUGACCAAGGUGAACAUGACCAAGAUAAACAUGACCAAGGUGAACAUGACCAAGAUAAACAUGACCAAGGUGAACAUGACCGAGGUGAACAUGACUAAGGUGAACAUGACCAAGGUGAACAUGACCAAGGUGAACAUGACCAUGGUGAACAUGACCAAGGUGAACAUGACCAAGGUGAACAUGACCAAGGUGAACAUGACCAAGAUGAACAUGACCAAGGAGAACAUGACCAAGGUGAACAUGACCAAGGUGAACAUGACCAAGGUGAACAUGACCAAGGUGAACAUGACCAAGGUGAACAUGACAAAGGUGAACAUGACCAAGGAGAACAUGACCAAGGUGAACAUGACCAAGGUGAACAUGAUAAAGAAGAAGCUUGAGGAGAAAUAA
Procambarus clarkii (red swamp crayfish) is the source of this 855-nucleotide messenger RNA. Lineage: Eukaryota; Metazoa; Arthropoda; Malacostraca; Decapoda; Cambaridae. The record is from RefSeq and is a predicted model, not a curated record.